AUGUUCAAAGCUACGCCCGCCCUGCAGGGCACCAUCAGGCGCCUGCCGCUGUCGACCAAGCAGGCUGGCAAAGAGUACUACAAGGGCAACCGCGUCGGGUCCAUGGGCACGAUCAAUCGAUACGGCAACUUCAUCCCCGACUGGAAUAAGAUCCGGACGUAUGUGUAUCCGGUGCACGGGACGAAGAACGCGGAGCUGACGCCCUUCGUCGCCGAGACGGUGCAGAAGACGCGCACAACCGAUACUGGCGGUGCCGAAGUGUACCCGCGCCGCUUCACGGGCGAGGACUAUCUGCGCGCGUGGAAGAUGUCUGGUGGGCAUGAUAUUGUGUACGAGGAGGAUCCGAAGGCGGCGAGAACGAACAUGCCGGGUGUUUUCGAGGAGCGGCGGUGA
This is a messenger RNA of Boeremia exigua, 393 nucleotides long. RefSeq lists its product as uncharacterized. Bases 1 to 393 code for a protein of 130 amino acids. Gene Ontology annotation, cellular component: mitochondrial large ribosomal subunit. NCBI's taxonomy places the organism in Eukaryota, Fungi, Ascomycota, Dothideomycetes, Pleosporales, Didymellaceae. The transcript is spliced from 2 exons. Gene Ontology annotation, molecular function: structural constituent of ribosome. The record is from RefSeq and is a predicted model, not a curated record. Gene Ontology annotation, biological process: translation.